This is a messenger RNA of Antrostomus carolinensis (chuck-will's-widow), 2475 nucleotides long. Its product is annotated as nephrocystin-4. Gene Ontology annotation, cellular component: cytoskeleton; ciliary transition zone; non-motile cilium. Gene Ontology annotation, biological process: negative regulation of canonical Wnt signaling pathway; protein localization to ciliary transition zone. The record is from RefSeq and is a predicted model, not a curated record. Lineage: Eukaryota; Metazoa; Chordata; Aves; Caprimulgiformes; Caprimulgidae. The transcript has 18 exons. The annotation marks the transcript as partial.
AUGAGUGAGUGGGAGAGGGUGUUCCUGCAGAACCUCGCUCUCCCGCCGCACUGCCAGCGCAGACGGGCUCGUCCGCCCGGCUCCACCGCCUUCCGCUGUGUCCUGAAGCACCUGGAAGGGGCUGCCCUCACCCAGGGAGCCGAGUACCAGCUGCGCCUCUCCCUCUUCGAUGCCACCUACCACCAUUUCUUCGGGAGGACGUGGAGGAGCGGCCGGAGAGCUGCCCGCAGCACCCCACCACGCCCAGCCAGGGUGGCUUUCAAUGAGACUGUUUACUUCCACACCUCCCUGAACCACCCUGCCAUCGCUGCUGUUGUGGAAGUGGUGACCACGGCUGGGAAGGGGGAUGGGGACUCUCAGCACCUCUCCUGCGGCUUUGGGAUCAUCCCCAUCUUUGGCAGCGGGUCCGAGGCGACAGACCCAGUCACCGAGGACAGAGCGCUGAAGCUGUACCAUGGGACGCCACGUGCUCUGCUGCACCCACGCUUUCAGGACCCCAUGGAAAAGAACAAAUACCUGACAGUGAUGGAGAAGAGCCACCUGCAGUACUCCCUGAAGCCCCACCAGCCCUUGGAGACAAUAUUUCACCUCCUUCCCGAAAACCUUCUGAUAUCUGGGCUGCAGAAUGUUCCUGGCUUGCUGCCUGUGCAGGGAGACACGAGUGACUGCUUGCAGAAACCCCAGCUGAUGAAGCCGGUCACCUGCUAUCUGGAGAGGCUGUCUGUCCGGCUGCACCCCUCCCUGGAGGAAUUUGAGGAAGAACUGCUGGACUUGCUGAACAGUGAUCGCUUACUGAAGGCUAACGCCGGGCCAGACGGUGACGGGAUGGUGAUCCGGGAACGGCGGCUGCACGUCGGUGUCCACAAUGGUCUGCGCUUCGUCCGGGCGCCGCAGGUGGCCGUGCUGGUGCCAGAGGCUGAGGUGACACAGGGUGGCUGCCUGGGGGUGCCCGGCUCUGUAGCCAGGGAUGCAGAUCAAGCCCUGGUCCUGAGGAGCCGCAUCCACCUGAGUGAGAUGGUCCCUCACCCAGCGUUCGGGGUCUGCUUCCAGCUGGAGUAUGUCUGCUGCUCCUCAGGGAGAGCUGAUGGGAAGCUCCUGCCCAGCAGCUCCCACAGUGAGACAACCGACAUGCGCUCGGUGCGCUGGGCUGUCUGGAGCCCUGUCCCAGGUGCCAACAAGGCAGAGGUGGUCCUGCCCCUGCGUGGGGGUGCCCACCGCGGCCCCUGCCAAGCCUUGGUCUACCGGACCCUGCCGAGCAGCAGGAGCUCCCACCAGGGGAAGCACGUGGAGUCUGGAACUGUCCAAUUCCAUGUUUCCACUGAUUCAGAAGAACAUCUUGUAACUGCUGCGGAGAUCCUACGUAAAGACAGGGACGAGUCGGAGAAGCCUCCUACGCCGGCGCCGACCCCGCCAGCCCCGCCGCGGAUGGCAGCCUCUCCGCGGGGACCGGGGGUAAGUGCUGUGGGUGCCACCCCGCGGGGCGGGGGGAUCACUCACCUGGAAGCCGACCUCGGCUCGCCGGAUCCCUGUGCCAGUGACCAGCUGCGGGCGCUGCCCUUCGCCCCGCUGCAGGUGCCCAUCGCUGCUGUGGGGCUGCAGGCAGGCAGUUCCCACACGCUGCUCUCCCGUGCCUCCCUGGCACGCCUGCACCACGCCGGCUUCCCGGAGAUCCUGGACCGUAAUGAGGAGCCAGUGGAAAUCUCGGAGCCGGCAGACCCAGCAAGCUUCAGCCUGCAGCUGGAGGAAGACGACCCUCUGCAAGGCAAUGAAAUAAUCCUGCAGUUCCUGGCUUUUGGCAGGGAUGCCCAGGACAGUGUGGAGGGGACAUGGCCAAGAACCAUCUUCCUCACCUUCCAGUUCUACCGUUUCCCACCGGUCACGACACCGCGGCUGCAGCUGGUCAGCUCGGAUGGGGGGCCGGUGGCUGGGCCGGCUGUGCCAGCACAGCUCCUUGUCCGGGUGAACAAGGAUGGGACCCUGAGCACUGGGCCGCCGGGCUUGCAGCUGAAGUACAUGGUGGAUCCCGCCUUCCUGCGCCCCGGGGAGCAGCGCUGGUUUCUGCGGUACCUGGCUGAGCACAGCCUCCAGAUUGAUGUCUGGGAUGGAGACUCCCUGCUCCUCGUUGGAUCUGCUGCCGUGAGACUGGAGCCCCUGCUGCGCCAGGGCCGGGCAGCCAUCAGGACCCACCACGAGCUGGAGGUGGCCACGACCGAGUACGAGCCGGAUGUGACAGUGAUGGGCCGGGAGGCGCUGCGGCACGGCGCCCUGCGGCCCCUCGGUGUCCGCGUGGUGGUGAGGGGCCGCCUCCACCUCUGCCUGGCCAACGUUGGCCACCUGUGCGAGGAGACCCCGGAGCACCCGCCGUCCCCCAUUGUGGGUGCCCUUGGGGCUGCGCUAAUUGGGGGUCCCUCAUCAGUGCCAGGGUGCUCUCUCCUCCCAGGCGGGCGGGUGUCGCGGGUGCAGAGGCUGAUGGAG